Molecule: messenger RNA, 2376 nt
Organism: Mytilus trossulus (common blue mussel)
Lineage: Eukaryota; Metazoa; Mollusca; Bivalvia; Mytilida; Mytilidae
Product: acyl-coenzyme A thioesterase 8-like
Exons: 6
Coding region: 25-936 (303 amino acids)
Biological process (GO): fatty acid catabolic process; acyl-CoA metabolic process
Cellular component (GO): peroxisomal matrix
Molecular function (GO): fatty acyl-CoA hydrolase activity
Source: RefSeq, a predicted model, not a curated record
UAUUAGAGUUACUUCCCAUAAACAAUGGCAAUGGCAUCAACUGGAACUGACGAUCUAGAAAAUGAACUCGUAAGAUCGUAUUUGACGUUGGAAGCUAUUGACACUAAUAUCUUCAGAGCUUCACCAGUGAAUCUUUGGCGCCCCCUUGCUGGAAGAUUUGUUUAUGGAGGACAGGUAAUCGGUCAGGCACUGAUAGCAGCCUGUCGUACUGUCAAAGAAGAACAGCAUAUUCACAGCUUACAUUGUUAUUUCUUAAUUGGAGGAAAUGCCAAGAAACAUAUCCUAUACCAUGUAGAUAGAACUAGAGAUGGAUCUACAUAUAGUUCUAGAGCAAUCAAAGCUACACAGGAUAGUGUACCAAUAUUUACCAUGCAAGCUUCAUUUAAGAUGGAAGAGUCUGAUCCAUUAAAACAUCAGUAUGUCAUGCCUGUAGUCCCAGGACCAGAAGAAUUAGUAGAAAGCUAUGAUUUCUUACAAUCCCAGUUAGAAAAUGAGGAGACAACCAAAGAAAGUAGAGACUUUAUCAAGAGGAUAUUAGAAAGAAAAAUGCACAUAGAGAGACGACCUGUGGACCCUCACCUUUAUCAUGGUUUGACCCAGGGAGAACCCAGACGAUACAUAUGGGUGAAAGCUAGUGGUCAUAUUGGACCAGACAUAAAGUUACAGCAGUGUAUAGCAGGAUUUAUGUGUGAUAUGUUAUUGUUGGGUGCAGCCUUACAGCCUGCUGUUCCAGGGACCAAAGUAGGCUACAUGGCAUCAUUAGAUCAUAGUAUGUGGUUCCAUAAUCCUUUCAGGGCAGAUGAAUGGAUGUUGUACGAGAUAGAAUGCCCUCAAUGUGGAUCAGGGAAAGCUUUAUGUACAGGAAGGAUGUGGAGACAGGAUGGUGUAUUAGCUGUGUCAAUGGCCCAGGAAGGUGUUGUCAGAUCUGCUCUGUGAUAAAGGCAGCACUUACAUUCAACAUUUAUCUGGCUUGAAUUAUGAAAGUAAAGAGGCAAUAUCAGAUAUGAAACUUGUGUCAUUUUUUAAAACUUUUUUUAUACAGGAUAGAAAUGUUUAUGUAUAGUAUGACCACUUCAUGAAACUCAUUUAAAAAAAAAGGACUUAAGCAUGUUGCAUGUAUCAUUAUUUCUUUAACUUCUACAUAUAAUUGUACAAAAUUCUUUAAAUCUAAGAAAAAACAAAGAAUUCUCCAGAGUUUAAUUGAAGCUAAGCAGUUGAGAAUUAUUAUUUAUUUGAAAAAAUAUGUUUAUUAUAUAGAUUAAAUAAAAGAAUCUAACAUGUUAUAAUUAGAUAUGUAUAGGAAUAAUGAGCAUCUACAAAUAUUGAUUGUACAUCUGUGAUGACUUAUUUUAAAAUGUAUUUAUAAGACUUUUUUCUUUUAAUCAAUGAGCUUAUUGCAAUUUUUUACUCUCAUUUUGAGCUAUUUCAUCUGUAAACCCAGAUGCUAGACUUAUAUUGUUAUAAUCAAAUGUGGAUUUAACUUGUUCAAUGGUCAAAAUUCUAUUCCGACAAAUAUUCUUUAUUUCCAAAAAGUGCUACCAUGCCAUGUGAUGCCUCUCAAAAAACAACAAAUCACUAAAAGAAAAAAAGAUAAAUUAAAGAUUGCCUGCAUAUUGACUAUUGUCUAAAAAAAACUGACGAAAGAUUUUGACCACUUAUUUCAUUUGAAUCAAUUAGUUUAUGUGAAAGAUUUUAAUUGAAUUAGUCAUUAAAAAAGAUCUGAUUUAAGCUCAAAUAUGAAAAAUCUACAUGAAGCAUUCUACUGUCCAAUAAAUAUUUAAAAGUUUACAUUUUAACAAUUUUGUACAGCUGCUAUAUUUUGGGGCCAAAAAGGGGUCUUACUGGACCUACUCCUUUAAAAAAAAAAACUAACCUUCCGAGGAUAAAUUAUAUAUAAAGUAAAUGAACAAUACGUGUACUGAUCCUUGGGUAUUGUAAAUUCAGUAAUUAUUGCAUGCAUUUAUUAUUGCGAUUUUGUCAAUGAAGACUAAAAUGCGAUUUAAAGUUUUGCAAUAUUGAUCAAAUUCUAGUUUUAGUUUAUAUCAAAAUAAAUUCUGAAUUUACAGUAUUACAAAGAUAGUUUAUAUUAAUUUUAUUAUUUAACUUUUAAAAUUAUAAUGUUAAUUUAUCAGUGAUAUAUUAAUGAAGCAUUAACCAUACGAUUGUUUUUGUGUUAAAAGAUUUUUUAUGAAAUAUUUAUUUCUUCUUUCCUGUAUAUUGUCCAUAUCUUGAUAGUGGAUAUUUUUGCUAUUAUAUAUUAUAUUGUCAGCAAAACUUUCCCAAUUAACAGUUGUUAAUCAAAACACUUUAAGAAUAACCUCCUUUUUAUUAAAGUUUAUGACUGAUUAUAACAAAGAAAUGAUACUUAUAGAUCAA